CAGAGACCUAUAACGAGAUAGCCAACCAAAUCCCUAAUGACCACUUCCUAUAUCCUAUCCUAAAACAUGAAACCACCCAAAUUGAUAUAUUGGGAACGGCAUGGAAGUACUUAGCCGGAUCUCCUGAUCAUGAAGAUUUAAAUAUAAUAACAAACAACUCAAAUAGCUUAAAUGAGAACAACAAUAAUCAAAUAGUAAUUAACCAGUUAUUCGAGAAACGCAUAAAUAUCAUAACUUAUAUAGUAAACAAAAUGUUAAACACGAUAAGGAAGGACGACAAUGUUCUAACGGAAAUUUUAAUAAAUUUGCAAAAUAGAAUCAGGCUAAUUAAGGAAGAGCUAAUUAAUAUAAGGUAUGCCGUUCAAUGGGCAAAGCAUAAUAUAAUAAAUUCAGUAAUGUUAAGCAAGGAAGAAGUAGAAUUGUCAAUUAGUAAAUUAAGAGAAGAUGAAGUACCAUUUAAAAGUGCCGAAGAAGCAUUAGAACUGUCAAAAGUAAAUGUAUUUAGCCAAGAUAUGAAAAUUGUAUACAUGGUAAAAAUACCUCUAACAUUAAAAGAAACAUUUGGAAGAAUUAUUAUACGACCUGUAAAAAGGAUAAACAAUAUUGUAAUAAAAACUGAGUAUAAUGAAAUAUUGAAAGGAAAAUAUACACUGUUUGGAAUAAAAAAUAAAUGCGAAAGCUAUAAUGAUGUAACCAUUUGCAAGGAAACUCAUUUGGUAGAUUUAAGUAAAGAUUUAUGUGUAACUAGGAUAAUUAAUAGUUUAAACUCAACAUGUUCGACAACCAACGGCCAUCACGUCCCUACGCUAGAAGAAAUAAAACCAGGAGUAAUAUUGCUAAACCAGUUCAACGGCAAACUAGAAGCCGACGAGACAUCCCAAGAAGUAAACGGAACGCACGUGAUAAUAUUCUACAAUUCAACAAUUAAAAUCAACAGUCAAACAUUCAGCAAUAUUGAAAUAAAGCCAAUCGAAACCAUCCCUGCAAUACUACAGCCAAUCCCGUUAGAAAAUGACCACAUAGAACUACUUUCCCUAGAAGCCUUGAAGGACCUGCAUAUCAACAAUACCCAUCGAAUAAAUUCCCUCAAAAAGGCAACCUUCUCUGUCGGAAGUCUAACUACGGCAGCAUUCUUAAUAAUCAUAGUGCUUCUUCUUUUUUUCUUAAGGAAACGAUCCGUGAAAAUCCAAUAUGUGGGAAAAGAAAUAGUGAAGCCCAGCACAAGCCUGGAAGUCAAUCCGUCAAGCGAAACAAACCACAUUCCAACAUACGUAAAUCUCAACAACUCACCAUUCUACUAAUGAUCGAGGACGAUCAUAUUUAAAGGAGGAAGGGUUAACGCAACAGUUUCCAACAAUCUCUGCAGAAUUGACUUCUACCAACGGUCAGCAACUCCACACGCGCAUCCGCACAAUUGCUGACACCGCAUUAACCAAUUUGUUAUUCCAUCAGCAAUAAUAAUUGGCACAACAACGAUUGGGCAAUAUUCGGAAUAGUGCAUAUGCAAGUGCAACGUGACUGAUGGCCGAUAGUAGGUUUAAUUUAAUGUUAAGAAACCAAUUGUAUUCAGUUCUAAGUUUAGACUCAAUUAAUAAAGACGUGGGGACGCGAGUCCCCACACUUUUUUAAA
Rhagoletis zephyria (snowberry fruit fly) is the source of this 1630-nucleotide messenger RNA. RefSeq lists its product as uncharacterized. Lineage: Eukaryota; Metazoa; Arthropoda; Insecta; Diptera; Tephritidae. The record is from RefSeq and is a predicted model, not a curated record.